Messenger RNA from Heterocephalus glaber (naked mole-rat), 4955 nucleotides. The record is from RefSeq and is a predicted model, not a curated record. NCBI's taxonomy places the organism in Eukaryota, Metazoa, Chordata, Mammalia, Rodentia, Bathyergidae.
CCCUGGCGCGGCGGUUGUCAAGGACUGCGGCGGCUGCGGCUCCGGGGAGGCUCAGCGGGCGGCGGUCCGAGUGGGGGCCGAGGGGACCGGCAGCCCACGUCCCGCCCCGCGGCCCUGGUGAACGGCCCUGCCGCGUGUCAGGGUCGGAAAGCGGCUCCCGAGCUCUGGUUCUCCGCUGAGGGCUGGUGCCAGACCCGCAGCCAGGACAGUGCUUCGGUCGCCUGCAGCCUGUCAGUCUGAUUCGCGCAGUUUAAAGGCUCCUGCUGUCUGCUGGCAUUGUUCUUAAACGAGUAUUCCAGGGGCCCAGUGUGCCCGCCAAGCUCUGUUUUAAGCACUUUUCAAGUAUUAUUUACUUCUGACAUUUAUGAGAUCUCAGGAUUUCCCGAAGAAAAGAUCAAGGGGGAAUUAUCAAGAACACAUUGUUUAUUUGAAUGGUUAAACCUAAAAUGUCCGCAGCCUUGGCCUUGCAGACUGCAGAAGCGCAACGAGGACUUGUGGAAGUGAGGGUGAAGGAGGAGGAGUCACCCCAUCCCUGCGUGCGACAUUCUGGCUGGUCAAGAAAGACCCUUGGAAGCGGGGAGCUCUUCCGUAGACGUUUCAGGCAGUUCUGCUACCGGGAGACCCCGGGGCCCCGGGAGGCGCUGCGUCGGCUCGGCGAGCUCUGCCGCCAGUGGCUGCGGCCGGAGACCCACAGCAAGGAGCAGAUCGUGGAGCUGCUGGUGCUGGAGCAGUUCCUGGCCAUCCUGCCUGAGGAGCUGCAGGCCUGGGUGCGCGAACAGCAUCCAGAAAGUGGGGAGGAGGCAGUGACCGUGCUGGAGAACUUGGAGAGGGAGCUGGAUGAGCCAGGAGAGCAGGACCCAAGCUGUGCUGAUGAGCAGGAAGAGGUUGGAAGGGAGAAGGCAGCUCAAAGAGCAUCCCAGGUGUCUUCGUGUGGCCAGUCCCAGAGCUUGGAAGAGCAGCUGCAGUGUAACUCGCAAGAGGUGUGCCUGGUGCAGGAGAUCGGUGGUAAGGCUGGGACUUGGGACGUGGAGUUAGCACCAGAGGAGGAGAUUUCUGAAGAGGUAAAAUCUCCUGGAGAAGCACCUGAAACACUCAACGGUGCUGCCACUCGGGUGCCUGAAUGUGGAGAUGCCUGUGACCAGGAGGGCAGACUAGACGGGCGCUGGGUAAGCUCCGCGGCGGAGAGGCCCCACGUCUGUGGGGACUGUGGGAAGAGCUUCACCCAGAACUCCAUCCUCGUCGAGCACCAGAGAAGGCACACGGGCGAGAAGCCCUACACGUGUGGAGUGUGCGGGCGGGCCUUCAGCCAGCGGUCGGGCCUGUUCCAGCACCAGAGGCUGCACACCGGGGAGAAGCGCUACCAGUGCCGAGUCUGUGGUAAAGCCUUCAGCCAGAAUGCCGGGCUUUUCCACCACCUCCGAAUCCACACUGGGGAGAAACCUUACCAGUGCAGCCAGUGCAGUAAGAGUUUUAGUCGCCGCUCUGUCCUCAUUAAACAUCAGAGAAUUCACACCGGAGAGAGACCUUACGAGUGUGAAGAAUGUGGCAAGAACUUCAUCUACCACUGCAACCUCAUCCAGCAUCGGAAAGUCCACCCUGUGGCUGAGCCAGCUGGCUCCUUGGAACAGACCGAAGGCACUUUAAAUGCAGCGGCCUCGGAGUGGCCGAGCGCGCCCACUGCCCAGCCCCUAGAACUCCACCCCAAAACGCGCGUGAGAGAGAAAAACAGCGCUUCACAACCACGCCUUGCGGCUGGGACAGUGGGACCGGACCCCGCCCGAGCCCCGGCGUCCCCAGUCUCGGCCAAGCUGGCGCCCAGGACCCAAGUUCCGAACGCGCUGUGGCCCGAGCGGGGCCGCGGAACGCACUGGUGACGCCUGGCUCAGCUGCAGCCCUGCAGGGAGGAAGAGCGCGAGAGAGGCUGCCCGCGUGUGACGAGGUGGCCGAGUGGUUAAGGCGAUGGACUGCUAAUCCAUUGUGCUCUGCACGCGUGGGUUCGAAUCCCACCCCCGUCGGUGAGGUGAUGCUUUUGCCCUGGCCCCCCGGAGUCCCGAACAGUGGAACCCUAACUUUUCCUGAGUAAAUUCCUUAGUCUCCACCCAGAGUAAUUCCCUCUAUUCUUGUUCUCUGCUUCCUCAGCAGGCUUAGCCGCCUGUGAACUUAAUUCGUUAGUUGAUGUAUUUGGUUCAUGUUUCAUCUCCUGCCAAAUUUCCACUCCCUCCUCCCAAGUUUGGAUUGACUGGGAUUCCCCACUAAGCAAAGAGCUGAAGAAUCAAGUGAGAGCCAUAUAAAAGCCUAACCAAUUUAAAGGAACUGAUAAAGUCAUCUUUAUCAGUGGAACUAUUCUAUACACAAAAUUAUGUCACAAACUUUGUAGGUUAAUUAAGGCAUUUUCAGACUAACCUUAUCUCUGCUGCAGUUUUCAUCUGCUAUUUUUUAUGCUAGAUUGUUACCUGUUUAUUUUUGAGUCAGGCUCUCACGAUGUUGGCCUGCAACCCCUGGGCUCAAGGGAUCUGCCUUGGCCACCCCCGGAGCUGGGACACAGGUGCAUACCACUGGCAGCGAGUUCUCUGCUAACUUUGAAACCAACUGUUACUGCCUGUGAAUCCCCAUAUUUGACAGGGACAAGGGUGUUUGUCUUAGAAACAUGAUAGAGCUAAAAAGAGCAAUCCAUACAACAUUCCCUCUUAGGACUAAGGACUUCUUCCGAGGAAGGCAGACUCAGAAUUGUGUAGGUUCUACUUGCGACUUGGCUGACCUUUAGAGAAGAAAAUGAGCAGCACAUUCCAUUUAUUUGUUAUGUAUUUGUGCGUGUGCGUGUGUGUGUGUGUGUGUGCGUGUGUGGUGUGUGUGUGUGUGGUAUUGGGCAUCGAACCCAGAGGCAAAUCGAGCUGAGCUAAUCCCCAGCCUGCUCCGUCUUUAUUUUUAUUGUGGGACAGGAUUUAAUGGUGAGGUUAGCCUGAGACUAGGAUUCGUUUGUCUUAAGAGAAUGAGAAUUUUAAAAUGUGUGAAUCCAAGGUCAGAAAUUGGACACAAGAGUUAAGGCAUUGGCUCUGAUAAAGCAGACGAUGCCUCUGUCCUGUGAUUCUCAGAAGUGUGGUCCCAGCCACUGGGAAACUAAAAACAGCAGCCUCAGAGCUGGCGACCAGCUGUUUGCACUUUAACAAGCACUAAGUGACCCUGAUUUGUCUGGGGUUUAUUUGCUCUAGUUUUGUUUUCUUUUCUGGCCUUUGAAAAUGUGACUAAUCUAGAUUCUGUGUGCAUGGCUAAAGUCUCCUUUCCCUCAAAAGCCACAUUUCUGCCACCAUCCAACACCCGCAUGAAAGGCCACCCUGCACCUUCUGGUUCUGCCAAAAUGAAUUACUCCCUCCAACCGUGUAGAGCGGGGUCUGCAGUUAGGUAAUGUGGGACUGAAGACCUGUGGUCUGACAAAAUCAGCUUCAUGAGUCUACAAAGUGGGAGGAAAGGCCAUCCAGCCGGAGAAGCGAGAAACCGGCGGAGGAGCCCUCUGGAUUCGGUCGGAGGAGUCCCAGCGAGGUCUAAGGAGAUGGGUCGCGUUGUUGGCUGUUCAGGCGAUCUUAGAAGCGGGGUCACCAGGGUUAGGCGCUGCCUCGAGGAGAGGGAGGGCGGGUCCCCAGCGGCAGAGACUGCGGCGCAGGUGGCUCUUCGUUCGGCCUCCGGCUUUUCGUUCAGCAGACCUCCUUUCUUUCCAGCCAGGCCCUCUACUCUUGGGGUGGACACGUCCGCCCCGACCGCGGCCUCGAGACUUCGCGCACUCGGGCAAGGGCGGGCCCGGCGGGGAUGGUGCGGCCAGCGAGCAAGCAAGCGGGAAACUACUCACCCCGAGGCGAGGCGAACGCACCUCGGGAGCGACCGCACGAAGCGAGCCAGAAACCACACAGCGGUACGCGGGCCUCGUAGCUCCACCCCGGAAAAGGCGGGUUUGACCUAAUUGACCGCCGGGAGCUGGGAGUGGAGGGAAGAGCCGACCGGAAGGAACCGGCGGGGCAGCGAGGGUCGGUGGCGGGGCAGCGAGGGUCGGUGGCGGGGCAGCGAGGGUCGGUGGCGGGGCAGCGAGGGUCGGUGGCGGGGCAGCGAGGGUCGGUGCCGGCGCCCGGUCUGCGUGGUCUUUACGCGCGGCCUCCCAGAUUUCAGCCAGCUGGACGCGUAACAGGCAGAUCUCUGCUGUCGGCCGGGACAGGUCGGCGAGGUCAUCGUGCAGUGCAUAGAGCGCCGAGGUGAGGGGUCCCGCGGCACGGCCCAGCCAAGCAGUUUCCGUUUUCCGGACAGCGAAGCAGACACUGCGCGCGGUUGUGUGCUGCUCGCACCGAACUGUUGGCGUGGAUUCUUCUUAGUCUUGGUCUGGGGCCGGGGCCGGGGGUGUAGCUCGGCGGCACUGCGCCUGCCUGGCAAGCACAAGGUCCUGAGUUCGGUUCCUGAUACUGGGGGAAAAAAGGAAUUGAUUUGGGGGUGCAAGGAUUUGGGGGGAGUACCAAGGAAAGGACUCGGGACCUUGUGCUUGCGAGGCAGGCGGCGGAACCACUGAGCUGAAUCCCUGGCCCAAGGACUUUCAAACUGCUACUGAAUUUGCUUUGGCAGCGUGCGAAGGGCGGCCAGGCCUGCAGCCUUCCGGCCGCAGAGCAAGGUCCGCGGCGCUGGCUUCGGUUCCCGGGCCCGUUAGGCUGAAAACGUUCAGAACCCGAAAGACUGAAACGUGGGAAUCCGCGGAGCUCCGCGCAGGAAGGGCUCAGGCGGAGGACGCGAUCCGUCCCGCGAGGCGCGAGGCCCUCGGCCCCUCCUCGGGCUCCGGUUCCUCCGCCGCCUCCAGCCCCGGGAAUCCCGAGCUCUCUCCCGGUUUCCCCCGCCGCCGCUCCGUCCGGACCCCAGGGCCGGUGGUGCCAGCGGUGUUUGCAACCACAAAUGCAGAUCAAACUAAAGGCUACUGCUUUGUUUAA